GGAUGGAAAUGAGUCAUUUAAUCGACAUAGCAGACCCUCAUGUUCCAUUGGUAGAUUCAAUGGGAAAGGAGUUGCAAAGCUUGAAAUUGUCUCCUUUCUCCGCUGAAUGUAUUAUUUAUAAAGUUCCUGAGCGACUACACCAUGUCAAGGAAAGAGCCUACACACCAAAGGUAGUCUCCAUUGGCCCGCUUCAUCAUGGUAUUGAUGAAUCCUUAAUAGCCAUGCAAGAACAUAAAAUGAGGUACCUGGGAGAUUUUAUUGAAAGGACAGGCAAAACGUUGGAGUUCUUUCUUGACUUUGUAAGGAAGAAUGAAGCAAAACUUCGCGGUUGUUAUGCAGAAACCAUUCACCUUUGCAGCGAUCAAUUUGUGAAAAUGAUUCUGGUGGACGCCGCCUUCAUUGUCGAGGUUUUGCUCAAGUCAUCUAACCCUAAAAUGCAGUUGAAAAAUGACCGGAUAUUUAAGAAACCGUGGUUGAUACAGGAUGUCUGGACUGACAUGCUGUUGCUUGAAAAUCAACUUCCGUUCUUCAUUCUCAAGGAUCUUUUCGAAGCAUACAGCAGAGAAGUCCCGUCGGAAAAUCUGACACUCGUUAGGCUUACAGAAAACUUCUUCAAAUCCAGAAUGGAAUCACCGGGAAUAGAAGACAGAUGGGAAGAGUUCUCUUGUGGUGAUUUCGAAAUUAAACAUUUUGUUGAUCUCCUACGACACGUGCGAUUAAAGCCUAGUAAGAGGGAUGAAAUGAAACUUUGGAAGCUAACCAUGCCCACCAUGACAGAGCUACACCAGGCCGGAGUCACGUUUCAGGUGUCGAGAAGCAGAAAUCUAUUUGACAUAAAAUUCGAUAAAAAGAAAGGGAUACUGGAAAUCCCAAGUUUUAUUUUCAGUACUGAAACAGAACUCACAAUCCGAAAUUCAUUGGCCUUUGAGCAAUGCCAUUACAAUGAUGAGAACUACAUAAAUGAUUAUGUUAUCAUUAUGAAUCGGCUUGUUGAAACUCGCAUGGAUAUAGAGUUGCUGGUGAAGGAAAGAAUUGUUGAGAAUAGGUUUAGCAACACCAGAGAAGGGUCAAAUUUUCUUAACAAACUUGCGGAUGGGGCUACUUUGGACCAGAAUAACUUCUAUUUUGCUAGUCUUUCUGAAGAGCUGAACGCUUACUACAAAACCCCAUGGCACAAGUGGAAGGCAAACUUGAGACAAAAAUAUUUCAAAACACCAUGGACUGUCAUUUCGCUUGUUGCAGCUAUUUUUCUGUUUAUACUUACUUUCAUACAAACGGUAUAUUCUGUAAAAUGAAAUCUUUGUCUCUUUCGCCA
Alnus glutinosa is the source of this 1315-nucleotide messenger RNA. Its product is annotated as UPF0481 protein At3g47200-like. The transcript has a single exon. NCBI's taxonomy places the organism in Eukaryota, Viridiplantae, Streptophyta, Magnoliopsida, Fagales, Betulaceae. The record is from RefSeq and is a predicted model, not a curated record. Bases 3 to 1295 code for a protein of 430 amino acids.